UAUGUAGACCUCUCCCCACCUCCAUUAUUGUUGAAGUCAUCUUACCGUUAUUUUUGGUCUCACUUUCUCAUUUUCUUUCCACUUCCUAAGUAUAAAACCCUAACCCCCUUUCCACUAGUCAUUAUCUCUCUCUUUUUUCAUUUUUAGCAAACACUCUCAACCUUUACUUUUUUUUCAAUCUUUGUAGUUCUUACCAUUACAAUGGCCAAAGUUAAGAUUGGAAUCAACGGUUUUGGAAGGAUCGGGCGUUUGGUCGCUAGAGUGAUCCUCCAGAGGAACGAUGUUGAGCUUGUCGCUGUUAAUGACCCCUUUAUCACCACUGAUUACAUGACAUACAUGUUCAAGUAUGAUUCUGUGCACGGUCAAUGGAAGCACCAUGAGCUUAAGGUCAAGGAUGAGAAGACUUUGCUCUUCGGUGAGAAGCCCGUCUCCGUCUUCGGCUGUAGGAACCCAGAGGAGAUCCCGUGGUCUCAGACUGGAGCUGAAUUCGUUGUAGAGUCCACUGGAGUUUUCACCGACAAGGAUAAGGCUGCUGCUCAUUUGAAGGGUGGUGCCAAGAAAGUUGUCAUCUCUGCUCCAAGCAAAGAUGCUCCUAUGUUUGUUGUUGGUGUUAACGAGCAUGAAUACAAGGCAGAGCUUGACAUUGUUUCCAACGCCAGUUGUACCACUAACUGCCUUGCUCCAUUGGCCAAGGUUAUCAAUGAUAGGUUUGGCAUUGUUGAGGGUCUCAUGACCACUGUUCACUCCAUCACUGCCACGCAAAAGACUGUUGAUGGUCCAUCUGCCAAGGACUGGAGAGGUGGAAGGUCUGCUUCCUAUAACAUCAUUCCCAGCAGCACUGGAGCAGCUAAGGCUGUUGGAAAGGUCUUGCCAGCUCUCAACGGGAAGUUGACUGGAAUGGCUUUCCGUGUUCCAACUGUUGAUGUCUCUGUUGUCGACCUUACAGUCAGACUUGAGAAGGCUGCUACCUAUGAUCAGAUCAAGGCUGCCAUCAAGGAGGAAUCUGAGGGCAAAUUGAAGGGAAUUUUGGGCUACACCGAGGAUGAUGUUGUCUCCACUGACUUUAUCGGUGACAGCAGGUCAAGCAUCUUCGAUGCCAAGGCCGGAAUUGCUUUGAACGAGAGCUUUGUUAAGUUCGUUUCUUGGUAUGACAACGAAUGGGGUUACAGUUCCCGUGUUGUUGACUUGAUCGUCCACAUGUCAAAGACCAAGUAAGAGAUUUCGUUGUGUUGAUAUCGGCAUGGAAUUGAUGCAGUGUCUAUCCUCGAUUGGCAGGAUAGGUUUUUAGAAUAAAGCGGGAUGUUGUCAAAUGCAACUUUAGAGAGCUUUUGUUUACUGUGGGUUUGGCAUUUAUGUGAUGUGCCAUGGAGUCUUACCGGUCUCCCUUGCACAGCUAUAAAUUUGCCGUUCUUGCCUUCUUGGAACAAUAAUGCCCAAGCGCUUUGUUUGUUUUUGUUAUUGUUAUUGUUGUUGUCUUGGUUGGUUAUGAUCAGUCUAGCUUAGUGAUGUGUUUUUCAUGCCAAAGAGAUUUGCAAAACUGAAAUUUUACUGUUAAAAUUGAGCCGGUAAAGGUCAAACUACAACAAACAUGCACCAUUAUAGUACUUUUAUUACCUUCGUUCCCU
This is a messenger RNA of Amaranthus tricolor (Joseph's coat), 1625 nucleotides long. RefSeq names its product glyceraldehyde-3-phosphate dehydrogenase. Gene Ontology annotation, biological process: glucose metabolic process. The record is from RefSeq and is a predicted model, not a curated record. Gene Ontology annotation, molecular function: oxidoreductase activity, acting on the aldehyde or oxo group of donors, NAD or NADP as acceptor; NADP binding; NAD binding. The transcript has 12 exons. Bases 202 to 1215 code for a protein of 337 amino acids. Lineage: Eukaryota; Viridiplantae; Streptophyta; Magnoliopsida; Caryophyllales; Amaranthaceae.